Molecule: messenger RNA, 7345 nt
Organism: Eublepharis macularius
Lineage: Eukaryota; Metazoa; Chordata; Lepidosauria; Squamata; Eublepharidae
Gene: PREX2
Product: phosphatidylinositol-3,4,5-trisphosphate dependent Rac exchange factor 2
Exons: 40
Coding region: 1-4821 (1606 amino acids)
Biological process (GO): intracellular signal transduction
Molecular function (GO): protein binding; guanyl-nucleotide exchange factor activity
Source: RefSeq, a predicted model, not a curated record
AUGACAGAAGAAAGCAAAGGGGAAGGGAAAGGAGAAAGCGGGAAGGACCUGGAGAAACAGCUGCGCCUCAGGGUGUGCGUUUUGAAUGAACUACUGAAGACGGAGAGCGACUAUGUGGGCACUCUGGAGUUUUUGGUGUCGGCAUUCUUUCACAGAAUAAUGCAAUGGGCUGCUUCCAAAGUUGAUAAAAAUGUUACAGAGGAAACAGUUAAGAUGUUGUUCUCAAAUAUUGAAGAUAUUCUUGAACUGCACAAGGAUUUUCUGUCCAGUAUUGAGGAAUGUCUACUACCUGAACCCAAUGCUCAACAAGAAGUGGGAACCUGCUUUCUUCACUUUAAAGACAGAUUUCAUAUCUAUGAUGAAUACUGCAGUAACCAUGAGAAAGCACAGAAACUUCUGCUUGAACUCAACAAAAUAAGAACAGUACGGACUUUUCUGUUGAACUGCAUGCUGCUAGGAGGACGCAAGAAUACUGAUGUACCAUUAGAAGGAUACAUAGUAUCACCAAUCCAGAGAAUAUGCAAGUAUCCACUUCUUUUGAAGGAGUUGUUAAAGCGUACUCCCAAAAAACACAGUGACUACUCUGCUUUAAUGGAAGCUCUCCAAGCCAUGAAAUCUGUCUGUUCCAACAUAAAUGAGGCUAAGAGACAGAUGGAAAAAUUAGAGGUUUUAGAAGAAUGGCAGUCUCACAUUGAAGGAUGGGAGGGUUCUAACGUCACAGACACAUGCACAGAAAUGUUGAUGUAUGGCGUCUUAUUGAAAAUCUCUGCAGGAAAUAUUCAGGAACGGGUGUUUUUUCUUUUUGACAAUCUUUUAGUCUAUUGCAAAAGAAAGCAUAGACGAUUGAAGAACAGCAAAGCAUCCACAGAUGGACAUCGGUAUCUUUUCCGUGGCAGAAUAAACACAGAGGUUAUGGAGGUGGAAAAUGUAGAUGAUGGUACAGCUGACUACCAUAGCAGUGGCCAUAUUGUUAUAAAUGGAUGGAAGAUACACAACACUGCAAAGAACAAAUGGUUUGUGUGUAUGGCCAAAACAGCUGAAGAAAAGCAGGAAUGGCUGGAAGCUGUUCUGAAAGAAAGAGAGAGAAGAAAAGGGCUAAAACUAGGCAUGGAACAAGAUACUUGGGUUAUGAUCUCUGAACAAGGAGAGAAACUUUACAAAAUGAUGUGCAGGCAAGGUAACCUGAUCAAAGACAGAAAGAGAAAAUUAACUACCUUCCCCAAAUGUUUCCUUGGGAGUGAAUUUGUAUCUUGGUUGCUGGAAAUUGGAGAGAUUCACAGACCCGAAGAAGGUGUUCAUCUUGGCCAGGCUUUGCUAGAAAAUGGCAUUAUCCACCAUGUUACUGAUAAGCAUCAGUUCAAACCUGAACACAUGUUGUACAGAUUUCGUUAUGAUGAUGGAACAUACUACCCAAGAAGUGAAAUGCAGGAUGUAAUUUCCAAGGGUGUAAGAUUGUAUUGUCGUCUGCACAGUCUGUUUACCCCAGUGGUAAGAGAUAAAGAUUAUCAUCUAAGGACCUACAAAUCAGUGGUGAUGGCGAAUAAAUUGAUAGACUGGCUAAUUGCACAGGGGGAUUGCAGAACAAGAGAAGAAGCAAUGAUCUUUGGAAUAGCACUUUGUGACAAUGGAUUUAUGCACCAUGUACUGGAAAAAAGUGAAUUCAAAGAUGAACCUCUGCUCUUUCGUUUUUUUGCGGAUGAAGAAAUGGAAGGCUCAAAUAUGAAGCACAGGCUCAUGAAACAUGAUUUAAAAGUAGUAGAAAAUGUAAUAGCUAAAUCAUUGUUGAUUAAAUCAACUGAAGGAAGCUAUGGAUUUGGCUUAGAAGACAAAAAUAAAGUGCCAAUAAUUAAAGUAGUAGAAAAGGGAUCAAAUGCUGAGAUGGCAGGCCUGGAAGCUGGAAAAAAGAUCUUUGCCAUUAAUGGUGACCUAAUUUUUUUGAGACCCUUCAGUGAAGUGGAUAGCUUUCUGAAAGCAUGUUUAAACUGCAGAAGACCCCUCAGGGUGCUUGUGAGCACAAAGCCCAGAGAGACAGUGAAGAUCCCUGACUCUGUGGAUGGUCUUGGAUUCCAAAUACGAGGCUUUGGUCCUUCUGUUGUCCACGCUGUUGGAAAAGGAACUGUGGCUGCUGCUGCUGGCCUUCAGCCUGGACAGUGCAUAAUCAAAGUGAAUGGAAUUAAUGUGAGCAAAGAAACCCAUGCAAGCGUUAUUGCCCAUGUCACAGCCUGCAGGAAAUACAGACGCCCAAUGCAUCAAGAUUCUAUUCAGUGGGUAUAUAAUAGCAUUGAGAGUGCCCAGGAAGAUCUUCAGAAAACAAACUCCAAACCCUUGGGGGAUGAAGGAGAAGAUGCAUUUGACUGUAAAGUAGAAGAAGUAAUUGACAAAUUUAACACCAUGGCGAUUAUUGAUGGACUGAAGGACCAUGUCAGUCUGACUGUAGAUAAUGUUCAUCUGGAAUAUGGUGUGGUUUAUGAGUAUGACAGUACUGCUGGCAUAAAAUGCCAUGUUUUGGAGAAGAUGAUUGAACCAAAGGGCUUUUUUACCUUGACAGCAAAGAUUCUUGAAGCAUUAGCAAAAAGUGAUGAGCAAUUUGUGCAGAACUGUAAUAGCCUAAAAAGUUUAAAUGAAGUAAUCCCUACUGAUCUUCAAAGUAAAUUCAGUACAAGCUGCACUGAGAAAAUUGAGCGCAUCUGCAGAAGAAUCAGUAGCUAUAAAAAGUUCUCACGAGUUUUAAAAAACCGAGCUUGGCCUACCUUUAAGCAAGCUAAAUCCAAGAUUUCACCAUUGCACAGCAGUGAUUUUUGCCCAACUAACUGCCACAUUAAUGUUAUGGAAGUCUCAUAUCCUAAAACUUCAACAUCAGUAGGUAGUGCCUUUGGUGUUCAGUUAGACAACAGAAAACAUUCUUCAUAUGAAAAAGAAAACAAGCAUACUGGUCAAGGUAAACUCAGUCCUAUGGUUUAUAUACAACAUACAAUUACUACAAUGGCAGCUCCAUCAGGGCAUUCCUUAGGUCAACAGGACGGCCGUGGUUUGAGAUAUUUGUUAAAAGAAGAGGAUCUGGAAACACAAGAUGUCUAUCAGAAAUUGUUGUGCAAAUUGCAGGCUGCACUGAAAGAAGUAGAAAAUUGUGUUUCUCAAAUAGAUGACCUUCUUUCUUCAAUAACAUGUUCUCCAAAAUCACAACGUAAAACACAUGAGUCAUUACCACCAACAGACAGUGAUAACGAAAAAGGAGAACGAAAUGGUAAAAAGGUCUGCUUCAGUGUAGCAGGAGAUGAGCAGGAAGAUUCUGGUCAUGACACUAUUAGCAACCGGGAUUCAUAUAGUGACUGCAACAGCAACAGGAAUUCCAUUGCUUCUUUUUCCAGUAUUUGCAGUAGCCAAUGCAGUUCUUACUUUCACAGUGAUGAAAUGGAUUCAGGAGAUGAACUUCCGUUAAGCAUUCGUAUCUCUCAUGAUAAGCAGGACAAACUCCACGGUUGUUUGGAACAUCUGUUUGGUCAGGUAGACUCAAUAAUUAAUAUUCUGAAAGGACCAGCUGUGGUGCGAGCUUUUGAGCAGACAAAGUUCUUCACUCCAAGUCGAAGCUUACAAGAGUUUCAGCAGGACAUAGAACCUAAACUCAGCUGUCCCAAGAGGUUGAGACUACACAUCAAGCAAGAUCCUUGGAACCUUCCCAGCAGUGUUCAGAAUCUUGCACAAAACAUCAGAAAAUUUGUUGAAGAAGUUAAAGCAAGGAUCCUUCUAGCACUCCUUGAAUAUACAGAUAGUGAGAUACAGCUCAGGCGAGACAUGGUCUUCUGCCAGAGUCUAGUGGCCACAGUUUGUGCCUUUUCAGAGCAACUAAUGGCUGCUCUAAAUCAGAUGUUUGACAAUAGCAAGGAAUGUGAAAUGGAGACACAAGAGGCCAGCAAAAGGUGGUUGGAACAGAUAUCCAUUGCAGGUGUCCUUCUUAAUUUCCAGUCACUAUUGUCGCCAAACCUGACUGAUGAACAAUCUAUGCUAGAAGACACACUGGUUGCAUUGUUUGACCUAGAGAAAGUUACAUUUUAUUUUAAACUAUCUGAACAAGAGCCUGUAGUUGCAAAUACGCCAAUCCUUUAUCAAGCAGAAGGAAGUCGGCAAGCCUUGAAAGUUUACUUUUAUCUUGAUAGUUACAAUUUUGAACAACUUCCUCAAAGGCUGAAGAAUGGUGGAGGUUUUAAAAUUUACCCAGUUCUGUUUGCCCAAGCACUAGAAAGCAUGGAUGGCUAUUAUUAUAGAGACAAUGUGUCAGUAGAAGAAUUUCAAGCCCAGAUUAAUGCAGCUUCACUAGAAAAAGUAAAACAGUAUAACCAAAAGCUCAGGGCAUUUUACCUGGACAAGUCAAAUCUUCCACCUAAUUCAACAUCAAAAGCUGCUUACAUAGAUAAGCUGAUGCGGCCUAUCAAUUCUUUGGAUGAACUUUACCGACUGAUGGUAUCUUUCAUAAGAUCAAAACGCACAGCAAGCUGUGCAAACACAGCCUGCAGUGCCUCUGGAGUUGGACUACUGUCAAUUGCUUCAGAACUCUGUAGCAGACUUGGAGCUUGCCAUAUCAUCUUGUGCAAUAGUGGAGUUCACCGCUGUACUCUUAGUGUCACUCUGGAACAAGCUAUAAUUCUUGCUCGGAGUCAUGGUCUACCCCCUCGAUAUAUCCUACAAGCUACAGAUGUGAUGCGCAAACAAGGAGCAAGAGUCCAGAAUACUGCCAAAAAUUUAGGAGUGAGGGAUCGUACACCACAGUCUAUUCCAAGGUUGUACAAGCUGUGUGAGCCACCACCUCCUGUUGGAGAGGAAUAAAAAUUCCUUUUUGAAGAGUAAUGAAAAUGCCAGCUUCUGUGAAACUGAAGUAAAACCUGAUCACAGUCUUCCAUAGAAUGUGCUUUGAAUACUGAUAAAAGGCAGCAUUUAGCUCUGGGUACAGCAAUGUUUCUUCUUCAAUAUGGCUGUUCUAAUGAGGAACAAUUCUUUCUGAAAAGAAAAUAUAGCUGGACUUCUUGUGCUUUUCAGUAGUUUUAUACCUAGUAUUUUACACUGGAAUAGAGCUAAGUGGUUAGUUCAGCAUUGGUUGUUAACCAAUAAUGUACUGGUAGCAACAUGAACACAAAGAUAUAGCAUUGUGUGAAAAGGCCAUAUAGAUGUUCCUUUUAAAAAAGCAAUGCUUUGAUACUAAGGAAGAUAAAAAGAUAGUUUAAACUUGUAAUGCAGCACUUUUUUAGUCCCUUGCUGCACAUAUAAUCCCUUUCCCUCCUACCAAUAUGUUGUCUUAAUUUCUUAAAGUGUAACUAUAUAUAUGAAAUCAAUGAGCAUGCAAUUAAAUAUUGAACAGAGGUGCAAAUGUUAAUAGGAAAAAUGCAAGUUUCUAGUAUAGUGGGAAUACAGAUAGCACUACGGACGAUUCAUUUCAGUAUUCUAAGAAAACCAUCUUAACGUCUGCUCUCAAGUGAACUGAUGGUGAUAACCAUUUCUACAUGGACCAAUCAUGUGAAAAAUGUUCCUAAUGUUUAGGUCAGAAUGCACCAGUGAGUCACAGGAGUUUUGUAUAUGAGUUGCAUGACUUUUAGUACUGACUGAUAUUCAGUACAAGAUGUUCACUUUGGUUCAUGCUGAGAUCAGGCAUUGGAAAUGACAGAUGGAUUCUGAUGAGUCAAAAUUCCAUUAGUUAGUCCUCUUUAAUUAGUAGUUCAGGAAUCAUUGACAGGAACCAUCUUUGCAACAGUGAUUUCUUUAUGUCAUAACUUUGAUCACACUGAGUUUGAAUAAAUCUCACCUGAGAAUAUAUGCAUUCCGAAAAUGAGAAAUAUUCAUUGAAAGGAGUAGAAAUACUGACUAAAGGAGUGACCUGCCAAAUGUUGUAUUUUAUAAUUUGAAUCUGAUAAAAACUGUAGCACUGAAAGACAGAAUUCUCUCAGUGUCAAUGUGGCACUGAGAGAAUUCUGUCUUUCGGUGCUAUACCUCUGAAGAUGCCAGUCACAGCUGCUGGUGAAAUGUCAGGAACUACAAUGCCAAGACCAUGGCCAUACAGCCCAGAAAAUCUACAACAACUUGUGGGGAGAGUUAGGCAGCCAUGCCGUUAGACCCCCACCAAGCUCUGGAGUGUGAAGAGGUUGGGUUGCGGGGGAGGGAAUGUGGAGCCCCUGCUUCAGUCCCCUCCUUCUCAAAGCAACUGACCGUGCUCAGGAGCUGUUGGCACUGCAGCAGUGAGCUGCGUGAAGGGCAGGAUGGCACCCAAAAGAAGGCAGCCAGACUUUGCUAUCCAGCACUGCCUGGCUCCAGCCACAUCCCCAAGUGCCAAAGCAAAACAGCUGAAAGUUUUCUUUUUACAGAGACACAAGCUCUGCCUCAAUCUCAGCCCUGGCUUUCAGGAUAUGAGGGGUACCGUGUUAGUGCCUCAUCUAGGGCUUAAAUUUGAGCUUAGGGUUCAGAAGCUGACCUUUGAGUGCUGGCAUUCAGUCCCCUCUUUUCUCCACUGGAAAACGAUAGAACGGAAGAGGGUUUCUGUGCAGCAUGCUUUCUUCUAUUGUUUACAUUAAUGGCAAAAGGGAGGAGGGAAGCAAGCAGCUUGGAACAGGGCCUUUAAACUUCAGCUGGCAGGUGGGGGAUUCCCCCCCCCGCCUGCCAGCUGAAGUAAGGCACGGGGUUUAAAGUGCCCGCUUCCAUGCCCCUCACUUGCAAGUGGCAUGGAAGUGAGCAUGCUGCUGCGGGGCUGAAGAUGGACCACAGACAGACGAACCAGUCUGCAAACCAGGCAGGUUCAUGAAAAGUUUGUGGUCCGUGGUCUGUGAAACGCCAUGGACAGAUGGCUUGUGGCUUUUUCCUGGUUCGUGCCCACCUCUAGUCUACACAUACACUACUUUCAGUAUCUGAGCUUUGUUUAUGUUUAAGUACAUCCAUUUGAAGCACUCAAGUUCCAAAACCUAAAAACAAUUUUAUAUUGUACACUAUAUUAUCAUACAAAACAUACAAUAUUUUCAUGAUGGGUGUGCUGUUUGUCUAGAAGUAAAAUACUGUCUUCUAGCCAUAAUGGCUACCAUAGUUCAAAGCAACAUUUAAUGUGUUCCAAUAGUGCCUGAAAUGUAUUUUAAUAAUGCAGAUGUUGAUAUUGUACUGUAUUUCCACAAUGCAUACCAUCAUACAAGUUUUAAAAUAUUAUAGCAGUUUUAUUUAGUCUGUUGAAUCUUGUAUAUAAUGUAAGUCCAGAAAACAUAUGUGCUACUUUAGCAGAUUUUGCAGAGGGAGAAUAUAUUUUUGUACUUACAUGAGUAAGGUUUAUUCUUCUAAAUCUCUCAUACUUAUAAUCCUUAUAAUUCAAUUUAUAUUACAA